Messenger RNA from Arvicanthis niloticus (Nile rat), 1642 nucleotides. RefSeq names its product alkaline phosphatase, germ cell type-like. Lineage: Eukaryota; Metazoa; Chordata; Mammalia; Rodentia; Muridae. Gene Ontology annotation, cellular component: plasma membrane. Gene Ontology annotation, biological process: dephosphorylation. The record is from RefSeq and is a predicted model, not a curated record. Gene Ontology annotation, molecular function: alkaline phosphatase activity.
AUGCAGGGAGCCAGGGUGUUGCUGCUGCUGGGCCUCAGGCUACAACUGUCCUUUGGUGUCAUCCCAGUGGAAGAGAAGAACCCGGCCUUCUGGAACCAAAAGGCAAAGGAGGCCCUGGAUGUUGCCAAAAAGCUGCAGCCCAUUCAGACAUCAGCCAAGAACCUCGUUAUCUUCUUAGGGGACGGGAUGGGGGUGCCCACGGUGACAGCCACCAGGAUACUAAAGGGACAGUUGGAAGGUCAUCUAGGGCCUGAGACACCCCUGGCCAUGGACAAUUUUCCAUACAUGGCUCUGUCCAAGACAUACAAUGUGGACAGACAGGUCCCGGACAGUGCAGGCACGGCCACUGCCUACCUGUGUGGGGUCAAGGCCAACUACAAGACCAUUGGCCUGAGCGCAGCUGCACGAUUCGACCAGUGCAACACCACAUUUGGCAACGAGGUCUUCUCAGUGAUGCACCGUGCAAAGAAAGCAGGAAAGUCUGUGGGAGUGGUGACCACCACGUCGGUGCAGCACGCCUCUCCUGCCGGCACCUACGCACACACCGUGAACCGUGACUGGUACUCGGAUGCAGAAAUGUCCACUGCUGCUCUACGUGAUGGCUGCAAGGACAUCUCUAUACAGCUCAUCUCCAACACGGACAUUGAUGUGAUCCUUGGUGGGGGCCGCAAGUUCAUGUUUCCCAAGGGGACACCAGACCCUGAGUACUCAGGCAUCAGAGCUCUGUCCGGAAGCAGGCUGGAUGGACAGAAUCUGGUACAGAAGUGGCUGGCAAAGCACCAGGGUGGCCGGUAUGUUUGGAACCGCUCAGAGCUCAUUCAGGCAUCCCAGGACUCAGCAGUGACUCACCUCAUGGGCCUCUUUGAACCUAACGACAUGAAAUAUGACAUCUACCGAGACCCUACUCAGGACCCUUCCCUGGCCGAGAUGACAGAGGUGGCUGUGCGCGUGCUCAGCAGGAACCCCAAAGGCUUCUAUCUCUUUGUGGAAGGGGGCCGCAUCGACCAUGGCCACCAUGAGACUGUAGCCUACCGUGCCCUGACUGAAGCUGUCAUGUUCGACUCAGCCAUUGACAAGGCAGACAAGCUCACCAGUGAGAAGGACACGAUGAUCCUUGUCACUGCUGACCACUCUCAUGUAUUCUCGUUUGGUGGUUACAUACCUCGAGGGAACUCUAUCUUUGGACUGGGGGCCCCCUUCAAUGCUCUGGAUGGUAGACCUUUUACCUCAAUCCUAUAUGGCAAUGGUCCCGGCUAUAAACUUGAGAAAGGUACCCGGCCAGAUGUCACUGAAAAAGAGACUCGUGACCCUAAGUACCGACAGCAGGCAGCUGUACCCCUAUCAUCAGAGACCCACAGUGGGGAGGACGUGGCCAUAUUCGCGCGUGGCCCACAGGCGCACCUGGUGCACGGUGUGCAGGAGCAGAACUACAUUGCACAUGUCAUGGCCUUCGCAGCCUGCCUGGAGCCCUACACCGACUGCGGGCUGGCGCCCCCUGCCGGCCAGAGCAGUGCAGUGAGCCCAGGCUACAUCUCUGCCUUGCUGUGCCUGUUGGCAGGGAAAAUGUUGAUGUUGAUGGUGGCAGCUGAACCCUGACUACCUCAGCUCACUGGACUCCACUCCACUGUCCCACAGGCUCCAG